GAGAGAAAAAAAAAACAGAGAAAAAAAAGCGAAACCCUAAUCAGCGUCGUUCGACAGUGACCAGGCGCACGUCUCAUAGGCGACGACUCAUUGUUCGAACGGCGGCAGCGCGGUGUUACCCACGAACAGCAGCGGGCGCGCUUUUCCUCUUCUUUUCCGGGGACUGCUCCAGCUUUCCAGCGAACGGCGACACCAGUGACACUUACCCCUCUGCGCAAUCGGACCACACCCGACUAACCCGAUUUGGAUUACCCGUAGCCUGUGUGAAGUUCAAUUUGCAAGUACAAACCCAUUCGAUCACCGUCCAGCAACAAUCCAGUUUUGGAGUCUUUCAAACACUUUUCAGCCAGGCUCUAAGUCCAUUUUAUUGAACCAUUAAUGUGUAAGAAGAGAGCUGCAAUUCUUGCUAGACGCUCCUUAAUAGCACUAUGCAACGCACGAUCUUCAUGUAGCUCCUCAGUAUCAAACAAAGCCCUAAAUCAAGUUAGAAAUUUAAGCAUUGCUUCUGAAAGAGAGGAAUAUCAGAACGAUAAUGGAUAUCAUGCAGAUAACUCUUUGCAGAGUUACCAAAGCCAUGGUGGAUUUAGCAGUGACAGCCAAAGCCCUGGGUAUUAUCAGCAUCAUGCCCAACGUGCUAGUUUCCAAAGCUCUUCUUGGCCUAAUCAGAAUAUUCUACUUGAGCGUAGAGAAAAUUUAACUGCUUACAAUGGGUUUAACAAUGGAGAACUGCAGCAGAACAAUUAUGAGGUUUCUGGACAGAAUUCAUGGGGCACACAGAUGGAAUCCAGACAAUUUGUACAUGGCAACAGCCUAAAUUACCACAAUUCUAUGCCAGGACUAAACAAUCAUAUUCCCGUCUCAAGACAAUAUGAGCAAAACUCUAUGUCUCAGCCACAUCCACAGGGGCAAUACCAACAAGGUGGCAGUGUUGAACUAUAUCAGCCAAACCCAGAUACUAUUCAGAGUCGCACAAUUGGUACUCAAGUAUUAAACAACACCAAUGCUGAUGAGGAAAUUGGCGUGACUAAGGAUAACCCAUAUGGUGGUACCCUUGAGGAGCUUGAUGAAUUCUGCAGGGAAGGAAAAUUGAAGGAGGCUGUGCAAAUUCUUGAAAUGUUAGAGAAACAAAACAUUCCUGUUGAUUUAUCCCGGUAUUUAAAUUUGAUGAAUGCAUGUGGGGAAGCAAGGUCCCUAGAAGAAGCCAAAGUGGUUUGUAAGUACGUAAUAAAAUCUCAAACCCCUCUCAAAGUUAGCACCUAUAACAAAAUUCUGGAGAUGUACUCUAAAUGUGGUUCCAUGAAUGAUGCCUAUCUGAUAUUCAAUAAAAUGCCCAGCCGCAACCUAACAUCUUGGGAUACUAUGAUUACGUGGCUUGCUAAGAAUGGCCUAGGGGAAGAUGCUAUUGACCUUUUCUACGAGUUCAAAAAAACUGGGUUGAGAAUCGAUGGAAAAAUGUUCAUUGGAGUUUUCUCAGCAUGUAGUGUCUUGGGAGAUGUUGAUGAGGGGAUGUUACACUUUGAAUCAAUGACAAAAAAUUAUGGCAUUACUCCUUCUAUGCAUCAUUAUGUUAGUAUAAUAGACAUGCUUGGUAGUGUAGGUUAUGUAGAUGAAGCUUUGGAGUUCAUUGAAAAUAUGCCAUUUGAGCCAGGGGUAGACAUUUGGGAAACAAUGAUGAAUAUCUCUAGAGCUCAUGGGUUGAUGGAGCUUGGUGAUCGUUGUUUUGAGCUUGUUGAGCAGCUUGAUCCCUCUCGCUUAAAUGAGCAGUCAAAAGCUGGCCAUCUGCCUAUAAAAGCUUCAGACCUUGCAAAAGAGAGAGAGAAGAAAAAAUUAGCCAACCGGAACCUUUUAGAAGUCAGGAGCCGAGUACAUGAAUAUCGAGCUGGAGAUACUUCUCACCCUGAGAAUGACAGGAUCUAUACCUUGCUUAGGGGUUUGAGAGAACAAAUGAAGGAGGCUGGUUAUAUUCCAGAGACUCGAUUUGUACUCCAUGAUAUAGAUCAGGAAGGCAAAAAUGAUGCUCUACUUGGUCAUAGUGAGAGACUUGCUGUUGCAUAUGGUCUAAUCAGCAGCUCAGCCCGCUCACCCAUAAGAGUAAUUAAGAACCUUCGAGUUUGUGGUGAUUGCCAUAGUGCACUAAAGAUAAUUUCAAAAAUUGUGGGUCGAGAACUCAUCAUCCGUGAUGCUAAGAGAUUUCACCAUUUUAAAGAUGGAUUAUGCUCUUGCCGUGAUUACUGGUGAAGAAAAUGAAACUUGAGGCUUCAUCAAGGUGAACCAUGAGCUCCAUUUCUAUUUUUGCUAGUUGGAGAAGUUCUAAGCGGAUACAUGGAUAAAGGUAUGUCUAUGACGGUUUUAAAGGCUUUUUUGUUGGCAAAGAUGGGAUUCUUGCAGGAAAUAAUUUUUCAUCGAUCAAAUGAAAAAUCACAGAGAAAUAUGGAAAAAUUUUCACAGAAGAAAUGACAACUAAGGCUAUCUGAACAUCUUACAACACUGGCCAAAACAAACCAUACUAAUUCUUGAUGAAAAAGAAAAAUCUUUUAACAAAAAACAAAAUCUAGGACAGCACACUAUGAUGUCAACAACUGGAAGUUUCAAACUCUUAAACCACCAGCAGCAGCUUUCUUUCGAGCUCCCACAUUAGUCAAAACAAACUGCCGACGGCAAAAACUCUUCCUCCCAAAACAAUGGACCAGUCAUUUCAACUUGAGCACCAUCUACCUUUGGAACCAACAACAAAUAGAGAAAACCAAACUUCAAGAACUCUUAAGAACUUGUAAAACUCGAAAUGAAUGACAAUAACUUGAACAAUCUUUUGCCUCCAUAACUUUGAAACAAUUUUGAGACCUUUUCAGGCUUCAAAGUAAGUCAAACAAAUUCAUGGUGAGCAAUAUAAGCGACAUAAGAUUUUUUUAGCAUGGCUUAUAAAGUGCGUGAGUUUUGAACCUCUACCGUCGGGGGGAAAUUUUGAAAGGAAAGAGGUGUUGAUGGAUGAAGGAUUUUGGGUUGUCUAGGGGAGGGAUGAUGCUUUGUAAUGUCAUUCUUACAAAUUUCAUAAUGUUCUGGCUUUUCUUUAUCCUUAAUAAAUAUUGAAUGGCUUAAUGAAUCCUUACUCUUCUAAUAUUCUGUCAUUUGCAAACAAUACCAACAGAUAGUUCUCUUCAUUAGGGAAUGUCAUGGAUUAUCUCUUCUUUAUUGCCUAGCUAAGGAGAAAAUGUGUGUGAGAGAGAUGGGAGAGUAGGAGGUGGGGAUGGAAAUGGAUCGCAUUCCUAGUCGGGGAAGAUAAAAGUGGAAUCAAGGAUUAAAAGAACUCCUUGAUGUAAGAUUUAAGGGGAAGUAGAUUAAAUAUUAAGGAAAGAAGUAGAGUUGUGACUUCAAUUUUUAUCCAGUUGG
Molecule: messenger RNA, 3387 nt
Organism: Cucurbita maxima (winter squash)
Lineage: Eukaryota; Viridiplantae; Streptophyta; Magnoliopsida; Cucurbitales; Cucurbitaceae
Product: pentatricopeptide repeat-containing protein At4g32450, mitochondrial
Exons: 4
Coding region: 379-2238 (619 amino acids)
Biological process (GO): RNA modification
Molecular function (GO): RNA binding; zinc ion binding; protein binding
Source: RefSeq, a predicted model, not a curated record